UUUUUUUUUUUUUACUUUUUUUUAGUUAAACAUCAUCGCCCUUAUUCCUCACACAGUCACUUAUUGAAUUGGAACCCUAAUCGAUCCCACCUCCAUGGCAGUGGGUCAAGCGCCAACUCCAUACCACAAAUUUUGGUUUCAUCAAUCUCACAUCUCCCUUCUGUCACAUUUCAUCAUGAGAAUUCCUUGUCUCUCUCUCUCUCUCCCUCUAUAUUGCUUUGAGUGGCUCUUCAUCAAAAUCAGAAUUAUCCUCUUCUUCUGGGUUUCGUCACAGAUAUCUGAGUUUCGAAGACUGGGUUUGUCUUACCUUUCCCGUUGGUUGAAAAAUCAAAUGGAAUGGGACAGUGAUUCCAAUCUCAGCUGCGGAGAUGAGGUGGCUGAUGACGGCUGGUUCGGCGGAGACAGUGGAACGAUUCAGAUUCCGGCGAGUAGUCUUCCGACGCCGUUUAGGUUUGUUAGCUCUGCGGAUUCUCUUUUCUCGAGCUUAAAUGGUCGUUCUAUGCUUGGGAAUGAGUUAUACAGAGGAUCCAAAGUCCGUUGUCUCUGUGGUGCAGUGUCUUCUUCUGGGUUUCUUGGAGCCAAGUCUGUGGCUUUCAGGACACAUAUGUAUGGGAGGACGGUGAUGAUCGCAGUUGAUAAAAUUCCAGUCUAUGAUUCUGCAGAAGACGAGCUUACAUCUAAGCCUUCUAACUUAGGAGUCCUAAGAAUGUCGACCAGAUAUCUUUUUGUUGCUUGAAUUUUCUGUCAUUGACUCUGCUCUGUAACAUUAGGAUCUAUUUUGGAGCUUUUAGUGAAGUUUUUUGUGGUCUGCUUAUUGCUCUCUAUUUAGUUUGUUCAAACCCACAAACGCAUGAUUGUUUCAUGACAUGGGUGUUGGAACAUCCUAAGAUCAGAAACUGUUGAAUCCCUCUUCUACCUGUGGUGGUUGACUGGGAACAAGCAUAUCAAGAGUGAGUAUAGAAUUUAUUUCAAGCAUUUGAGAAGAAUUCUCGUAUAGAAUCUGGAUAUGUAGGAUGGAA
Messenger RNA from Eruca vesicaria subsp. sativa (arugula), 1019 nucleotides. The record is from the annotation of a GenBank genome assembly. Lineage: Eukaryota; Viridiplantae; Streptophyta; Magnoliopsida; Brassicales; Brassicaceae.